Sesamum indicum (sesame) is the source of this 1819-nucleotide messenger RNA. Its product is annotated as transcriptional regulator STERILE APETALA. The record is from RefSeq and is a predicted model, not a curated record. Lineage: Eukaryota; Viridiplantae; Streptophyta; Magnoliopsida; Lamiales; Pedaliaceae. Gene Ontology annotation, molecular function: protein binding.
UCUGCAGUCUACAUAAUCUGGAAACACUGCCCAGUGCCCUGCAUCACAGUACCCGUUUGGGCCCCCUCAUUUUCGCUCGUCUCUAUCUCUCUUUUCGGCUUCUGCUUCUGUCUCCAAUUCUUGCGGUUUCUUCCGUCGUCACCACCGCAUACGGACUCCAAUUCCUUCUUCUAUACCCAAAGAAAAGAAGCAGCAUAUAUACAUACAUACAUGUCAGCGUCGUCUUCAUCUUCAUCUUCUUCUGGAGAAGAAGUUGAAGGAGGUGAUGGCGGCGGGGUUGAAGGGCCUUCAUCUCCUCGUAGUAGGAUUAGGUGGGGCAGUGAGGUUUGGCCGGCGCCGUUUGUUGAAGCUGUUGCUGUCCGGGUAACCGCUGAUGCAUCUACGACUGUUGGCCGAAUUGCUGCUGCCCAAGCUCUAUUCAACAUUUUUCAGGUGUGUUCUACAUGGCGAGCCAUAUCGCGAUCUGAACUUCUAUGGCAAAACCUUACACGUCGUAUAUGGAAUGUUACGCAUCUCACCCGCAACACAUGGCGACAGGAGUAUAUUUACCACCACCGGACUUCCUGCAAUUUCCGAUUACGCAGAUGCAUAUACACCACCCUGCAUUUUAUCCCGACAGUUAACAACAACAACAACGACGACGGUCUCGCUUGUCGUCGCCUGGCGCUCUCGAACAAUCACAUUGCAGCUGGCUUCUCUGACGGCGCAGUUCACCUAUUCCACCUCCCAGAUGGGUUCCACGUCUCUACCUUCUAUCCUCAGCACCGUGAUCGCCUUGGUCGCUUCUCUAGUGCUGUAUCCGGUAUUAUUUUAUCUGAUGUUCGUAUAGUCUUUGCCACUCUGGAUGGCGACAUUCAUACGACGGACAUCGAGGACGAAGACAUGGCUCCUCUAAGAAGAGCACAUUUGGGCGAUGUAGUGAACCACGGUGCUCUAGUUGACUUCACUGGCUGUGACCGGUGGUGGGUUGGCCUCUACGCAGGUGUUCCGGGCCAUGCGUUCCGGAUAUGGAAUAGUGUAAGCGAAGAGCUAGUUUCUGUGGGAGGGACGCUAACCGAUCCCCAAUCGGUAAUGGGUUGGCAUUUAUUGACUGAAUUAACCGAGCUAAUUGGCCGAGUUCGAGUGACAGGCAACAACGAGGCCGUGGCGUGCACUAGGCUUAAGGUUAUCGUGUUUGACCUACAAAACCAAGGUAUAGUACUGAGGGAGGAAGAAACCCGAAGGCGCAUCAUGGUGGGCUUGUUCGAUGCUAACAAUGAGUCGGCACUGAUUACGGACGACCGGGGUGUAGCUAGCGUGCGUUUAGUGGCCAAUUUGGAGGAAAAAUGUUGGUUUAGAUUAAGGGGUCGUAACCUGAGGAGGACUUUGGGGUGUGUAAACAGUGGAUAUGGACUAAUAUGUGGUGCAGGAGAGAUUAGGGUUUAUGAGAUAGAACAGGGGCAAUAUCUGUACAAUUUAAGGGAAGCAAUUGGGCAUUGCAAUGCCCUAAUAGCAGAUGAAAAGUAUGUGGCUGCUUGCUCUUCUGAUGGUACUAUUCAUUUAUGGUACUUUGGGGCUGCAUAAGCUCAGAAUUGUUUGAGGAGUAGGAGUAGUAGGGGGAAUUAGGGUUUCAGGGAGUAGUCAUUUCUUCCCAAUUUGAUUGCUUUGAUAGGGACAGGUAGUUUGUGGUGGGUUGCGACAAUGCUUCUUUUUUAGAUUUGAGUUGUUGACCUUUGACUCUUUGCAAAGACCAAAAGAGCCUUUUUGGCUCUGUUCUUUCAUUUCCAAGUAGACCAAAAUCGCUCACCUUUCACUUUCAUUCUCUCUCUCUCUCUCUCUC